This is a messenger RNA of Sinocyclocheilus rhinocerous, 983 nucleotides long. RefSeq names its product protein sel-1 homolog 3-like. Lineage: Eukaryota; Metazoa; Chordata; Actinopteri; Cypriniformes; Cyprinidae. The record is from RefSeq and is a predicted model, not a curated record. The coding region runs from base 4 to 846 and encodes 280 amino acids. Gene Ontology annotation, molecular function: protein binding. The transcript has 7 exons.
UUCAUGGUUAAAGAUGCUCUUCAGACUUAUCAAAGAGGAUCAUGGGGUGAAGCGUUGGUGAAAUAUGCCAUGCUGGCAGAAACUGGUCUCGGUUUGGCACAGCACAACGCCGCCCAUCUGUGUGAGCUGUUAGAUCACAGUUCUGCGUGUCAGUGGAGGUACCACAACUACUCCACCUACAACCACAUCCCUCAGGAAGCUGGCUUGUUGCGGAUGGGAGAUUAUUACAGUGAACUGGCUGAUAUGGUGAAGGCCAUAGACAUGUACAGUACAGCAGCAGUGUAUGGCAGUGCUCAGGGCCUCUUUAAUCUGGUCAUGUUAAUUGAAGAGGGUUAUGGAGUUCCUGACAUCAUUCUGGAUCAUAUGGGACUCUCAGAUGCACACAAUGUGAGCCGGAGUGCUGUGGUGGCAAAUCUAUUAUCCAGGUGCAGGGCGUUUGAGGAGGGGGACGUGACUCCAUGUUCAUUAGUCCUGUGGAGGAUGGAGCUGAUGCGAGCGUGGAGAGACUUCACACACAGCUCUGUUCAGCUGACGCUGGCCUGCGGGGUUUUCGCCACACUCGCAGUUUUUGUAUUCGCUGUGCUGUUACGAACUCUUCUGGCAUGUUACUCUGCGCUUUACCUAUCAACCAGCCAAUCAUCAGAGAGACACGAUGAACCUGAACUUCCCGGGCAGGAAAUCAGCGACAGUCCUCUGGAGACCAGAAGAGAAAACCAACAGCAGAGUUACCAGCCUACAGUCGCACACAAUCACCUUUCAGUGCAGAAAACCUCUGAUUUAAUCGUGACAGUGACUGGAGUGUGUGCAUGUGUCAUCUUUAUCAUGUUCAUUUCCCAUCUGCUUUGAAAAGAACACACGACUAUAUCCUUCAAUAGGUUAUAAAUCAGCCGUCACUAUCGAUCAACACUCUUCAACUCAGGUUACUGCAGGAGAACUGAACCAGUAUAUAUGCACCUUAAGUUGAUUUGGAUAAAAGCAUGAAC